This is a messenger RNA of Diabrotica virgifera virgifera (western corn rootworm), 2113 nucleotides long. RefSeq names its product nuclear cap-binding protein subunit 3. The transcript has 8 exons. The coding region runs from base 69 to 2015 and encodes 648 amino acids. NCBI's taxonomy places the organism in Eukaryota, Metazoa, Arthropoda, Insecta, Coleoptera, Chrysomelidae. Gene Ontology annotation, cellular component: cytosol; nucleus. The record is from RefSeq and is a predicted model, not a curated record. Gene Ontology annotation, molecular function: RNA 7-methylguanosine cap binding; mRNA binding.
CUUUUUUCUUGAUUCUUGCAGGUUAUGUGUGUAUAAAGUUUACAUCAAAAAUUAGCUCUUGAUACGAGAUGGAAAUCGAAAAUGAGCGUCCAAAUAUUAGAAUUGAAAUCCCAAAUCAACAAAUGGACGUUGAUGAAUCUGAGAAUGAGGACGGAGAAAUUGUUGAUGACGACCAACAAGAAAUACAAAUGCAACAAAGUCUCCCUGCAUCAGUAUUUACUACAGGUAUAAAUAUUUUCGACGAAGAAGAACACAAAAAGCGAGUAGAAAGAGCCAAGAGAUUUGCAUUAAAACCAGAAGAAAUCCACCAUUUUACUGAUGCUGAUCAUGAAGAGCUUAGAGAAAGUCUGGGAAUUACAGACGAUAAUGAAAAUUUAAUCAGGUUCGAUACAGUGCAUUUGUUGGGUACGAAAGAUAUGUUAAUUGAAGACAUCUUAGACUACUUUGCUAAGUAUGCUCCAACAGAAAUAGAGUGUGUUGAUGAACAAAGUGUUAACGUAAAAUGGGUCGAGAAUAUAACUGCAGCAAGGGCUAUGUUUUAUACAUCUAAAGCAGUGAAGGGAAUGCCAGUUAGGCAUUGUAACCAAGUGUUGGUUAAAGACUUUCUGGAUGGAGAAGAACCUGAAGAAGAGCAUGGUCAGAGUAUUUUGCUUAAAAAUAGACAGGUUGAACUUUCAGUAGAUGGUGUUAUUGUGCCAAAUACUGCUAAGGAUAAGUUUAAAAAUGCAGUUGACAUCACAGAAAUAACAAUACCUAUUCCACCUGGUUACUGGAGGCUGGGCGACAAACAUCCGAAAGCCAAAUGCUUGCUGUUGAGAUAUGCAAUGAAGACUGACAAAAAACCAUACAAGAUUGAAUACCUAGCCAAAUACUACAAAAGAAUGGGCACUACUAAAAAUUUAUCCGACCCAAAACAGAAAGGGGGUAUAUUUGACAGAAAUAAAGAUCUGCCAAGGGGUAAGAAUCCAUGGGGGAAUUUGGCCAGGAAUUGGGAUAAAGAUGCUAAAUUUAGGGAAACUACACCAACAUCAGGAGAAACUGUAGAAAUAAAGAAUUCCAGUCUCGCUACAAGAUUGGGAGUGAAAACACGUGCAGAUUCAGAAAAUGAAGUAGAGAUAGUUGAAGAAGAAACCACAGUCAAGAAACCAAAAGGUAGGGCGAUGCGAAUGCGUAUGUACGCAGACGAAGAAGAAGAAAGGAUAAAAAUAAGGAAAGCCAUUCAGAAACUAAAAAACCAAACUGAACAAUUGAAAAAAGAACCCAAAGAUUUAAGAACCAUUUUAAGCAUAAACAACUACAGAGAACCCAUCGAAGUGAUCGACUUGGUAGAAGAUGAUCUGGGAAGGAAACUUAAGAAUAGAUCGCGACAGAUCGUGUUCGCCAUCGAUAGGGAUCCUGUUGAGUUAAGAAGGGACAGGAAAGAGAACAUCAAGUCUGAUGUGCGUUCGGUGUUGAAUAGGAGAAGAGGACGAUCCCGAUCGCCGUAUGAGCACAGAAGAGGAGAACAUUCGCAAAGACACCGAGCAAGAAGCCCCUUACGCAGAGAGGAAUCCCCCGUUCGGCGACGUUCGCCGUUACACAGAAGACACGCUACGCCCGAACGUACCGUCAGAUACAACAGAUAUUCUAGUAGGUACCAGGAGUACGACCACUCGGACCAAGAUGACGCCGACGGGAAACCCAGAAGUAAAGUGGCGGUGGUGAUAAAGAAGCAAAAACAGCCGACGGUGGCUUCCACGAUCUGGUCCAAGACACAAGAGAGCGACAGCGAGGAGAGCUCCAGCUCCGAGGAGGAAAGCUCGAAUUCUGAGGAGUCCGAAAGUGGUAGUUCCAGUGAAGAAAGCGAAUCAGAGUCAGAGGAAUCAGAUAGCGGAUCUUCAUCGUCCGAAGAGGAAGAAACGCCAAAAACGCGGAAAAUUGCAAGACCGGGUUUCGACUACAAUGCUGUGGGUACAAUGAAACCACCGAGCACUCUCAGGAUCACGAUGGCCAAUGAUAGGUAUAGAAGAGAUUAAGAAGAAUUAAGAGUGUGAAACAAAAAAAUAUGUACAAUUUGUAAAUUUUUAAAAGUCUUUAUAAUCGUAACUUUGUAGGAAUAAAAUGUUUUUGUAAG